Molecule: messenger RNA, 384 nt
Organism: Dioscorea cayenensis subsp. rotundata (Guinea yam)
Lineage: Eukaryota; Viridiplantae; Streptophyta; Magnoliopsida; Dioscoreales; Dioscoreaceae
Exons: 2
Coding region: 1-384 (127 amino acids)
Source: RefSeq, a predicted model, not a curated record
AUGGGGUUUGUUCAAAGCAAGAAUGAACCCACUGUCUACAAGAAAGUAAGAAGAAAUUCAGAUAGUUUGCUCCUUUGCAUCUAUGUAGAUGACAUCAUCUAUAUGGGCUCGUCUCAAGACAUGUUAUCUGACUUCAAGGAAGAAAUGCUGAAGACCUUUGAGAUGUCUGAUAUGGGACCGAUCAAAUACUUCCUUGGUUUGGAGGAUGAUGGAUCAGAGAAUGCUGAUCCCACUCGCUAUAGAAGGUUGGUUGGCAGUCUCUUAUAUCUCACCCACACUAGACCAAACUUGGUGUAUGCUGUUGGGAUAGUGUCUCGCUUCAUGCAAUCCCUAAUCUCCCAUCACAUGGGAGCUGUGAAGAGAAUUCUGCAUUAUCUGUCCUGA